This is a messenger RNA of Carlito syrichta (Philippine tarsier), 4540 nucleotides long. It is a transcript of the gene AREL1, whose product is annotated as apoptosis resistant E3 ubiquitin protein ligase 1. Gene Ontology annotation, biological process: proteasome-mediated ubiquitin-dependent protein catabolic process; positive regulation of protein catabolic process; protein polyubiquitination. The record is from RefSeq and is a predicted model, not a curated record. Bases 469 to 2910 code for a protein of 813 amino acids. Lineage: Eukaryota; Metazoa; Chordata; Mammalia; Primates; Tarsiidae. Gene Ontology annotation, molecular function: ubiquitin-protein transferase activity. The transcript is spliced from 20 exons.
CUGACACCGGGUGUCUCGUGGAGGUGAGACCGGUGUCCUGCCGGGUGUCGCCGCCGCCUCCCGAGACAGCAGGACUGGGCCUUCGCCGCCCUGCAGCCCAGCGACCCCGAUUCGGGGUAGGAUCCUGGGACACCAGAACAGAUGCAUCUCUUGGCAGUUGAUUGUGCCCUGCACUAGAGAGAAGUCUGGGAAUCCUAUCUUCUCUACCCAGGAGGUCAUCCAGUUCAUCCCAGAAACACCAGCCCUCUGUUUACUGUGACACAUCCUCAGAGACGGUCUGAUGGACAGACCCUUCCUGUUGACCUUGUGGCUUUUUUCUUUCAUGUGGAAGUUGGAAGACAAGGUGAAAGAGGCCAGAAGUUACCUGCUUUGGUGAAUAGGAGUGCUGCACUUGUUUCUCAGAACAUGGGCCCUCGCUUGAAGUUGCAGCUGUGAUCCUCGGCUGUCUGUUGGCAUUGAGGGGACCUGAUGUUUUACGUUAUUGGUGGAAUCACAGUAUCUGUGGUUGCAUUCUUCUUCACAAUUAAGUUCCUCUUUGAGCUUGCCGCACGUGUAGUCAGCUUCCUCCAGAAUGAGGACCGUGAGCGCCGAGGGGACCGGACCAUUUAUGACUACGUGCGGGGAAAUUACCUGGACCCCCGGUCUUGCAAAGUCUCCUGGGAUUGGAAGGACCCCUAUGAGUUAUUCUAUAAGAACGGGCAGCCUUUCCCUGCGCUUCGGCCUGUGGGACUGAGAGUUCACAUUUCUCAUGUUGAGCUAGCGGUGGAAAUUCCAGUGACCCAGGAAGUUCUUCAGGAGCCUAAUUCCAAUGUGGUGAAGGUGGCCUUCACUGUGCGCAAGGCUGGACGUUAUGAAAUCACGGUGAAGCUUGGUGGAUUAAAUGUGGCCUAUAGUCCCUACUACAAAAUUUUUCAGCCUGGAAUGGUGGUUCCUUCCAAGACCAAAAUUGUGUGCCAUUUUUCUACUCUCGUGUUGACUUGUGGGCAGCCACACACCCUUCAAAUAGUGCCCCGAGAUGAGUAUGAUAAUCCUACCAAUAAUUCCACGUCCUUGAGAGAUGAGCAUAAUUAUACCCUGUCCAUUCAUGAGCUGGGCCCUCAAGAAGAAGAGAGUACUGGGGUGUCGUUUGAGAAGUCAGUGACAUCCAAUAGGCAGACUUGCCAGGUGUUCUUACGACUCACCCUGCAUUCUCGAGGCUGCUUCCAUGCCUGCAUUUCAUACCAAAAUCAGCCAAUCAAUAAUGGCGAAUUUGACAUUAUUGUCCUAAGCGAGAAUGAGAAGAAUAUUGUCGAACGCAACGUAUCCACUUCGGGUGUGAGCAUUUACUUUGAGGCUUAUCUCUAUAAUGCUACCAACUGUGCCAGCACCCCGUGGCACCUUCCACCUAUGCACAUGAGCUCCUCCCAGCGCCGGCCCUCCACUGCUAUCGAGGAUGAAGAUGAAGACUCGCCCUCUGAGUGCCACACUCCUGAGAAGGUGAAGAAACCGAAGAAGGUGUACUGCUAUGUGUCACCAAAGCAAUUCUCAGUGAAGGAGUUCUACCUGAAAAUCAUCCCCUGGCGUCUCUACACCUUCCGAGUGUGCCCGGGAACAAAAUUUUCCUACCUUGGCCCUGACCCUGUCCAUAAGCUUCUCACACUAGUGGUGGAUGAUGGCAUUCAGCCUCCUGUGGAACUCAGCUGUAAGGAGAGGAACAUUCUAGCUGCCACUUUCAUUCGCUCCCUCCAUAAGAACAUAGGAGGCUCUGAGACUUUUCAAGACAAAGUGAACUUUUUCCAGCGAGAGCUUCGGCAGGUCCAUGUGAAAAGACCACAUUCCAAAGUCACCCUGAAGGUCAGCAGACACGCCUUGUUGGAAUCGUCUCUGAAAGCCACUCGGAAUUUCUCCAUUUCAGAUUGGAGCAAGAACUUUGAGGUGGUUUUCCAGGAUGAAGAAGCUCUGGACUGGGGAGGGCCUCGCCGGGAAUGGUUUGAGCUCAUCUGCAAAGCACUCUUUGAUACCACCAAUCAGCUCUUCACUCGGUUCAGUGACAACAACCAAGCAUUAGUGCAUCCCAAUCCUAAUCGCCCUGCUCAUCUACGCCUGAAGAUGUAUGAGUUUGCAGGGAGGCUCGUGGGCAAAUGUCUCUAUGAGUCUUCUUUAGGAGGAGGCUACAAGCAGUUGGUCCGAGCUCGCUUCACUCGUUCUUUCCUGGCCCAAAUCAUAGGACUACGGAUGCAUUACAAGUACUUUGAAACAGAUGACCCAGAAUUCUAUAAAUCUAAAGUUUGUUUUAUCCUCAACAAUGACAUGAGUGAGAUGGAAUUGGUCUUUGCAGAAGAGAAAUAUAACAAAUCAGGUCAAUUGGAAAAGGUUGUAGAACUCAUGACAGGUGGAGCUCAAACCCCAGUCACCAAUGCAAAUAAAAUAUUCUAUUUAAAUUUGUUGGCCCAAUAUCGGCUGGCCAGUCAAGUGAAGGAGGAGGUGGAACAUUUCCUGAAAGGCCUGAAUGAGUUAGUCCCAGAGAACCUUCUGGCUAUUUUUGAUGAGAAUGAGCUUGAGCUGCUGAUGUGUGGGACUGGAGACAUCAGUGUGUCUGACUUCAAAGCCCAUGCAGUAGUUGUUGGUGGCUCGUGGCAUUUCAGAGAAAAGGUCAUGAGGUGGUUUUGGACGGUGGUUUCCAGUCUGACCCAGGAGGAGUUGGCUCGGCUGCUCCAGUUCACAACAGGCUCCUCUCAGCUCCCGCCUGGAGGCUUUGCCGCCCUCUGUCCCUCCUUUCAGAUUAUUGCCGCUCCGACCCAUAGCACGCUGCCUACAGCACACACGUGUUUUAACCAGCUGUGCCUCCCCACAUAUGACUCCUAUGAAGAAGUGCACAGGAUGCUGCAGCUGGCCAUCAGCGAGGGCUGCGAGGGCUUUGGCAUGCUCUGACCACUCUCCUGUGUCCACGCGUCUCCCAUGCUCUCUGGAGCUUCUGGGUGCAUGUUGACAGACAUCAUAACCACUGACCCUGACACAUAGCCAUCAGCUGGAAGAUGCCGCAUGCUCCCUGUGUCUGGAGUAUUCAUCCUCACCUCACCUUCUCCCUGCCCAUGUCCAGCACAGGCCACUUGGGCAUGGUACGUCAGCUGAGCUCUUUGCUUGGUCAGAGAAGAGGACCGUGCUGCUGUCAUUUCAUUUGGUCCUUUGAAGAUGUGCGUAGCUGAGGGAGGUGACCGAGUCCAGUUCUGAUGGAAGGGGGAUGUGUGGAGAGCCUUACGCCCGCACUUUGCCCCAACUCCCCCUGCUCAUGCUCCAUGGAGGUACCCUCUUUGGCCCUCACUGCCUGAACAGACUGGCCCUGAGUCCUGCCCUGGGUGGGGUGAUUGCCUCUUCUCAUCAGGAACCAGGGGAGACAUGCAUGGGAGGUGGCUCACACGAGCCACGGUGGCAGGCACAGACCGUGGACCGGACUGCCUCUAGUGAGGACUCAUAGUGCACUGUGUUAGCACAGUGUGGUGUCAGAACUGGAAAAGGCACUUUCUCUUCAGGCGUUUCUGUAAAUGAUUAUUAAUCCAUAGAGAAGAACACUGUAAGCUUUUUCUUGAGUUCCAGUCAGUGAGAAAAGCACAUAGACCCAGAAGGUGAAUAGGAGCUGGGCUCUGCCUCCAGUGCUCAGUGCAGUUCUCCUUUAUGGUCCGUGGUACAUGCCUAGGUGCGUGGCUGGCCUGAAGACUACUGAUGCCUUACCCUGUUUGUUGUUUGCACGGAGGUGUGGCUGGGUCGGGCCGCUGUCCUCCAAGUUAGGUAGUCUCCUAAAAGCUGGGGAUUCUUUAGAAUUCUGCUGAAGAAUAUUUUGUAGCAAAGGAUUGGAUCAGGGAGAACAGCAUGCCAGCUUCCCUGCUUCUCUCUGUGCUUGGUGCUCUCUGGCAACACUGAGACAAGGGAACAGGAACAGGAGUUUAAGUGCUUAUCACUGGCUCUUGGGGUCAGGACCCUGGGACAGACGUGGAGGAGGUAUGUUAGUAAACAUCUAGCCAAUCUUGGUACCUUCUUUUGCCUCAUCAGUUACCAGAAAUGAGGGAGGAAGCCGUAUUAGGCUCACUGUUGAGUGGAGAUUGAAGGGUACCUGCCGCUGCCUUUUGGAAGGUGACACCUUUUUCAUUACUGUCUGAUUGAAAACUUUUCAGGACUCAGCAUCUCAUCAACUUCCCAGAUUUGUUUUUAAGCAGGCUUUGCUGAAAGCUACCAUUCCCCGUGGGCACUCACCUUGAGACUACUACAAGCCAUUGUUAUUGCCAAAACCAGCAAGUGCAGAGUCCUGAGACAAGCAGGACUUGGUAACGCCAUGGCCCCUGGAAGCAUGUCUGAGCCCUCCUGUUCCCAGGGCUGUGAGCAACAUGCCCUCCUGAGCUGCUGCAACACCUGCCUGACUCACUCCUUGCGGUCGUCAUUUGUCCUUUCUUGGCAUGGCUGCUGACCUCACUUGUUUUGGGGUCCGGGGCCCCAGCAUCAGGUCCUCUCCACCCCAGAUCCUCCAUGCCAUGUGGUCACUGCUCUCCUCAGGGACAAGGACAAGGUG